UAAACUGCGUUAUGACAACAUGGCGGCAAUAUUAGGCUUGCAGGAGUAUGGAAGUGAUACAAAUUCGUCUGAUGGCGAAACUAAAAUGGACCUAGAAGAUUUUAACAUGCAUUUGAAACCCGUAAAUGAUAAAGAAAAGUCUUAUAUGGCCGUGUGCCCAAAUGCUGCUCCAGCUGUUGCGCCUAAGUAUGAUGGAAACAGCAGGCUACUGGACAUCAAUGUUAAAGAAGUCAAGCACAACCUCAAAUAUGAAGACAUGUAUGCACCCCAGGUUGGCCCACUUCACCCAUUUAAGACGCGGCAGUUUCAAUCCAAUCGGAACAUGUUGUCAGGUUAUACAGAACCUGCUCAUGUCAGUGACUUUCAGUUUGAAAAUCAGCGCAGAACAUUCACAAGUUACGGUUAUGCCCUUGAUCCCAGUAAUGACCAGACUGAAGUUGACAAGGUCGUUGGGGACAACACAGCUGCAGAGGAUAACAAGGGCAUUACAGUAUUUGAAGUAAAACCAAGUGCUGGUGAAAAACGAAAAAAAGAAAAGAAUAGAGACCCAGCAGAUAUUGAUGGCUACCUAGGACCCUGGGCAAAGUAUGCAGAUGAACAGACUGUUAUCAAACCAAGUGAGGAGGAGCAGAAGGAGCUGGAUGAGAUCCUCGCCAAGAGAAGCAAGCACAGCAAGCAGGUGGAGGAGAAGCCCAUGGAGGAGAAGACCACUCUACACAUUAAAGAUGCAUAUGACUACCAAGGCCGGUCAUUCCUCCAUGCACCACAAGAUGUGGGGGUCAACUUGCGGUCAGAGGAGCCACCGGAAAAAUGCUUCUUGCCAAAGAAGUUGAUUCACACAUGGUCAGGGCACAGUAAGGGUGUAGCAGCCAUCAGAUGGUACCCCCAUACUGCUCACCUUAUGUUGUCUGCUGGCAUGGACACCAAAAUCAAAAUUUGGGAGGUUUACAACGAGCGUCGGUGUGUGCGAACAUAUGCAGGCCAUAAACAGGCCGUGAGAGACAUCACCUUCAACAAUGAUGGCAAGGAGUUCCUCAGCUGUGGUUAUGACAGAUAUUGCAAGCUGUGGGACACAGAGACAGGUCAGUGCAAGUCUCACUUUACCAGCCGGAAGGUGCCCUACUGCAUCAAGUUUAACCCUGAUGAGGACAAGCAACAUCUGUUUGUGGCUGGCACUUCGGAUAAGAAGAUCGUCUGUUGGGACAUCAGGUCAGGAGAGGUGGUGCAGGAGUAUGAUCGCCAUCUUGGAGCUGUGAACAGCAUCACAUUUGUUGACCAGAACCGUAGAUUUGUAACAACUUCUGAUGACAAAAGUUUAAGAGUUUGGGAGUGGGACAUUCCAGUGGAUUUCAAGUACAUUGCAGACCCGUCCAUGCACUCUAUGCCAUCUGUCACUCUCUCUCCCAACGGAAAGUGGUUGGCUUGUCAGUCUAUGGAUAACAAGAUUUGUGUGUUCAAUGUCCUCAACCGCUUCAAGUUCAUGCGGAAGAAAACAUUUACUGGUCAUAUGGUUGCUGGCUAUGCGUGUUCCAUUGACUUCUCUCCUGAUAUGAGCUACAUUAUCUCGGGCGACGCAGACGGCAAGCUGUACAUCUGGGAUUGGAAGAGCACGAAGCUGUACAACAAGUGGAAGGCACACGAUGAUGUGUGUAUCGGGGUGCUAUGGCAUCCCCAUGAGACCUCCAAGGUGGCCACCUGUGGCUGGGACGGGGUUAUCAAGUACUGGGACUGAGGGCGACUCCGGGACCAGCUACACACAUGCUACUUUCAUCUCCAGCGACUCCAUGUUACCAAAUAUCUGUGGCUAUUCAAGUGAGCCUGAUGCAGUCUAUGGAUUACAUAUUAACAGUCUGUGUCAAAAACUGUUUCUUUUAUUGGAGUUUCAUUGGCCCAAACAAGAAUUACUCGACUUGGGCUUGUGGGUGGUCUAGUUGCAACAGACGAAAACUAUAUCAAUAUCUGGUUACUGCUACAUUUAGUGAACAGAAUCAACAGUUUUUUUCAAAAGGUAAUUGGGAUGUGAACCAAGGGAGAUUCCACCAUGUAGGGGGGGGCGGUUGGGUAGCCUAGUUCGCUCGUUACGCCUAAGACAGUAUUCCAAUCCCGACAUGGGUACAAUGUGUGAAGCCCAUUUCUGCUGUCCCCCUGCCGUGAUAUUGCCAAAAGUGGCAUAAAACCAUACUCACUCACUCCCCCAUGCUGCCCAACCACAGUAAACCAAUCACAUACAUGCUGUUAGGACUACCAAGUUACUAUAUCCUUCAUGAAGUCCACCCUCACAGACAUAACACUCUGUAGUACUUGUAGACAUGUAGAAUCUUAAUGCAGAAAUUCUGCAUAACUACAUGUGUAAUAAGUGUAUAUGCAACAGGUGUGACUGUAAAUAGUAGGAUGGCAGUCUUGUGAUACAUGUUUAUGAAAUACCUGUAAAUUUUGUAAAUAAACUAUUCUUAUACAACCUGUUUCCUUGUUACAGCCACAGUAGUAUAUGUGUGACCUGGAUGAUGUGUCAUUCAUUGUACAUUCACUCUCACUGCUGAAUCAGAGAAAAAUACUGGUCACAUUAUUGUCGGUGCAAAAUGUCUGACAGUACACCAGUCACUUUCCUUUUGAUCAGUGAUUUACAUUGGGAGUAUCAAUGUGCAUCCACUCUCACUGGUAGUGUUAAUUCGUCACCUCCAGCAGCUCAGUGUGAGAGCUGGGACACAUUUUUAUGUAUUGACUAUUAUCUUUAAAAUAACAAACAACAUCAAUGUUUUUGUGCCCUUUAUGUGCAAAACUUAUAACAGAAUGUAAUAUUCAGAAUUCCAUGUUUUCAUCUUUCUGUUAUAACAUCAGAUCACAAUUUUUGAUAAAUAAUAAACACAAACAUUAUCAAAAAUAGAUAUCAGACCAACCUUAGAUUCCAAAACACCAUCUCAAGAUCGUUUCAAACAUUAAUAAUGCACAAAUUUAACUAAUGGAUUAAAUGAAGUGAAACUGCUCAAAUACUACAAGCAUGACUUAUUCAAUAAUGUUAAAAGCAUGGUAAUAUAGAACAACAGUAUACUAGGAUAUUCAAUCUUGUUAAUAGAAGCUAAAUAUGACAGCAUGCAUAUUGGUAAAAAAAAAAAUGUAACAAUCUCGUUAAUAAGUUUGGAUAACGGUGCCAUAUAAGGUUACAAUAUAAAACAAACAAUGGGAGGGAAAAUGAAUAUUUACAGAAUGACUCUCACAUUGGUCAUGUUGGUUAAGAUCAUACAUUAUCCACAUCACAGUCCAAACAAUAGCAAGUCAAGUCUUGUACAGGCUUCUGCAUUGUGUAAGAUAGGUCUCCCACAGAGAUCCAUGCAAUCAGUUACUGAUACAAAGGUUCAACUUAAGCAGAUGGGGGAGGUUAUUGUCU
Haliotis rufescens (red abalone) is the source of this 3385-nucleotide messenger RNA. RefSeq names its product pre-mRNA-processing factor 17-like. Gene Ontology annotation, biological process: mRNA splicing, via spliceosome. Lineage: Eukaryota; Metazoa; Mollusca; Gastropoda; Lepetellida; Haliotidae. The record is from RefSeq and is a predicted model, not a curated record. The transcript has 14 exons. The coding region runs from base 20 to 1732 and encodes 570 amino acids. Gene Ontology annotation, molecular function: protein binding; mRNA binding. Gene Ontology annotation, cellular component: catalytic step 2 spliceosome.